GUUUCUGCACUGCCAUCGGGCACCUCCCGAGGCCGCUUCACUCCCUCACCAUGUUCCAGCGCUUUACCAGUUUCUUCUUCAGCGCCCCUCCGCCCCCGGAGGACGCAGAGUGCCCACGCGCCUUCGUGUCCCAGGAGGAUGAAGUGGACGGCUGGCUCAUCAUUGACCUGCCGGACAGCUACGCGGCCCCACCCAGCCCCGGGGCCUCCCCUGCCCCCGCAGGCCGCCCUCCUCCCGCGCCCUCCCUGAUGGACGAGAGCUGGUUUGUCACCCCGCCCGCCUGUUUCACUGCAGAGGGGCCUGGCCUCGGGCCCGCCCGCCUCCAGAGCAGCCCCCUGGAGGACCUCCUCAUCGAGCACCCCAGCAUGUCCGUUUACGUCACCGGCAGCACCAUCGUGCUGGAGCCUGGGCCCCCCGCCCCGCACCCCGACGCCGCCCUGCCGGAAGGCGACCCGAGCGAAAGGGAGUUGGUGCCUGCUCGCCGUGAACCCCGGGCUCUGCACCACGCUGCCGCCGCCGCCCCACUGCCGGCACGGGCUGCGCUGCUGGAGAAGGCCGGCCAGGCACGGCGGCUGCAGCGCGCCAAGCAGCGGGCCGAGCGCCACGCGUUGAGCGCCAAGGUGCUACAGCGGCAGAACCGCGCCCGCGAGAGCCGUCCACGCCGGCCCAAGCACCAGGGCAGCUUCGUCUACCAGCCGUGCCAGCGCCAGUUUAACUACUGAGGUCCGCUGGCUGCAACACAAGCCCCUUGCCCACAGGCGAUCCCCCAGCCCCUCUGCCGCAGCUAGUGCGCUGCUCGAGGGGGUGCCUGAGGCCUGCCACAGGCUGGUCUCGGAUCCCUCAGCUGUGUGAGGUGGGGUGCUAGCUCUCCUACCCACAGCCCCAUCUCUUCAAUACCUUCAGCCAUCACCCUCCU
Messenger RNA from Suncus etruscus (white-toothed pygmy shrew), 916 nucleotides. RefSeq names its product tumor protein p53 inducible nuclear protein 2 (gene TP53INP2). NCBI's taxonomy places the organism in Eukaryota, Metazoa, Chordata, Mammalia, Eulipotyphla, Soricidae. Gene Ontology annotation, cellular component: autophagosome; nucleus. The record is from RefSeq and is a predicted model, not a curated record. The coding region runs from base 51 to 722 and encodes 223 amino acids. Gene Ontology annotation, biological process: autophagosome assembly; positive regulation of DNA-templated transcription. The transcript is spliced from 3 exons.